UAUAUAAACAAUACAUGAAUUCAUUGAAACUACAGUUUAUUGUUAACGUUGAUUGAUGUGAACAUUAAUACCAAAAAUGUCAAAACUAUUCAUAAUUGUAGGCCUGUUGGUAGCCGUGUGUCAGGGCGAUGAGUCCAACGGUGCAACGACUAGGGGUGUAGACUACUGGUGCUCUCGGGAUGGCUUUAUGCCACACCCCACUGACCCCCAUAAGUUCUUCCAGUGCGAAUGGGUUCCCGGCACGGGAUGGUACCUCCAUAUGGAACAAUGUCCACAACAAACCACCUGGAGCCAAUCACACAAACUAUGUGAGUUUUCUCCUCAACCGACCACUCAGUCGCCAAUUGAUAUUCAAUGCUCUCGGGACGGGUAUGUGCCUCACCCAACUGACCCCCAUAAGUACUUCCAGUGUGAAUGGAUUCCCGGCACGGGAUGGUUCCUCAAUUUGCGCCAAUGCUCCACGAACACCACCUGGGUCCAAUCACACAAAAAAUGUGAAUCUUCAAUCGAUUCCCAGUGCGCUAAGGACGGGUAUGUGCCUCACCCAACUGACCCCCAUAGGUACUACCAGUGCGAAUGGAUUCCUGGCACGGGAUGGUACCUCCAUUUGCGCCAAUGCUCCACGAACACCACCUGGGUCCAAUCACACAAAAAAUGUGAAUCUUCAAUCGAUUCCCAGUGCGCUAAGGACGGGUAUGUGCCCCACCCAACUGACCCACAUGAGUACUUCCAGUGUGAAUGGAUUCCCGGCACAGGAUGGUACCUCCAUUUGAUGCACUGUCCGGCACAGACAUCUUGGGUUCAGUCGCACAAGAGAUGUGAUGGACAAUGAGAUAAUGGGUUUAAAUGAUUUGUGCUGGCGCUUUAUUUAAUACGCUAACUUAAUAUAAUGGACUAAUGUAUCG
Molecule: messenger RNA, 905 nt
Organism: Oppiella nova
Lineage: Eukaryota; Metazoa; Arthropoda; Arachnida; Sarcoptiformes; Oppiidae
Source: the annotation of a GenBank genome assembly